GGAUCGGCUGGUAGCCGGGAAGGGAAAGCCGAGCGGGCCCCAGUGGGGGGAAAGGGGACAGUCACUUCCCGGAAGAGGCGGGGCUACGCGGGCGGGCGCCGGAUUUGAAACGCUUCCUGGUGCUCCCCGGUCUGGCGGCUGAGUCCCAGGCACUAGUCUUUGCUUGGAUAAAGAAAGAGGACUUUUCGUUUCGAGAAAAUUCAGAAAUUUGGUAGGAUUCAGGCUAAACUGGUAAAUGACGAAGGGGCUUCUUCCAGAGCUGAGGAGGAAGGGUUGUCCGGAUAAUCACCAGAAUGGGAGUGAAUGACUUGUGGCAAAUUUUGGAGCCUGUUAAGCAACACAUCCCCUUGCGUAAUCUUGGUGGGCAAACUCUUGCAGUUGAUCUGAGUCUCUGGGUGUGUGAGGCACAGACAGUCAAAAAAAUGAUGGGCAGCGUCAUGAAGCCCCACCUCAGGAACUUAUUUUUUCGUAUCUCAUAUUUAACACAAAUGGAUGUAAAACUGGUGUUUGUUAUGGAAGGGGAACCACCGAAGCUGAAAGCUGAUGUCAUAAGCAAGAGGAAUCAGACUCGGUAUGGCCCUUCUGGAAAAUCGUGGUCUCAGAAAACAGGGAGAUCACAUUUUAAAUCAGUCUUAAGAGAGUGCCUCUAUAUGCUCGAAUGCUUAGGAAUCCCCUGGGUUCAGGCUGCUGGGGAAGCUGAAGCCAUGUGUGCUUACCUCAAUGCUGUUGGUUGUGUAGAUGGCUGCCUCACCAAUGACGGGGAUACUUUCCUCUAUGGGGCCCAGACUGUGUACAGGAAUUUCACUAUGAAUACAAAGGACCCACAUGUUGACUGUUACACAAUGUCAUCUAUCAAGAGUAAACUAGGUUUGGAUAGAGAUGCUCUGGUUGGAUUGGCAAUACUUCUUGGCUGUGAUUAUCUCCCAAAGGGAGUCCCGGGAGUUGGAAAAGAGCAAGCAUUAAAACUUAUACAGAUUUUGAAAGGGCAAAGUUUACUUCAGAGGUUUAAUCGGUGGAAUGAAACAUCUUGUAACUCUAGUCCACAACUGCUAGUCACUAAAAAACUGGCUCAUUGUUCUGUAUGUUCUCAUCCAGGUUCACCUAAGGAUCAUGAACGUAAUGGUUGCAGAUUAUGUAAAAGUGAUAAAUAUUGUGAGCCACACGAUUAUGAAUACUGCUGCCCUUGUGAGUGGCACCGUACGGAACAUGAUAGGCAACUCAGUGAAGUAGAGAACAAUAUUAAAAAGAAAGCUUGUGGUUGUGAGGGAUUUCCCUUCCAUGAGGUUAUUCAAGAAUUCCUUUUAAACAAGGAUAAAUUGGUGAAGGUUAUCAGGUACCAAAGACCUGAUUUGUUAUUGUUUCAGAGAUUUACUCUUGAAAAAAUGGAGUGGCCCAAUCACUAUGCAUGUGAGAAGUUGCUGGUACUUUUGACCCGUUAUGACAUGACAGAAAGAAAGCUUGGUAGAAGGCACUCUAAUCAACUACAGCCAAUUCGAAUUGUUAAGACCCGAAUCAGAAAUGGAGUUCAUUGUUUUGAAAUAGAAUGGGAAAAGCCUGAACAUUAUGCAAUGGAAGAUAAACAACAUGGAGAAUUUGCUCUACUAACAAUUGAAGAAGAAGCAUUGUUUGAAGCAGCCUAUCCUGAGAUCGUUGCUAUUUACCAAAAACAAAAAUUAGAAAUUAAAGGGAAGAAACAAAAAGGUAUUAAGCCUAAAGAAAACAAUUUGCCAGAACCAGAUGAUGUAAUGAGCUUUCAGUCACACAUGACUUUAAAACCCACAAGUGAAAUCUUUCACAAGCAGAAUUCCAAGUUAAAUUUGGGAAUUUCACCUGAACCUACAUUACCACAGGAAUCUAUUUCUGCCUCAUUGCAUAGCUUGCUUUUACCUAAAAAUGCUCCAUGUUUGAAUGCACAAGAACAAUUCAUGUCUUCUCCAAGACCUUUGGCUAUACAGCAAAUUAAGGCUGUCACUAAGUCUCUAAUUUCAGAAUCAAGUCAACCUGGGACCUCAUGUCAUAAUAUAUCCGUGAUUACCGAUCUCCACUUGAGCACCAUUGACUGGGAAGGUACUUCUUUUAGUAAUUCUCCAGUGAUUCAAAGGAAUACUUUCUCUCAAGGUUUAAAAUCAGAAGUUGAAUCAGAGCUAUCAGCUAUCCCUGGUGGCUUUGAAAAUAUCCCAGAACAACUGCCAUGUGAAUCAGAAAGGUAUACUGCAAAUAUAAAUAAAGUAUUGGAUGAGGAUUCUGAUAUAAUUAGUCCUGAAGAGCAUCUGCUUUCUGGUAUUACUGAUUUAUGUCUUCAGGAUUUGCCUUUAAAGGAACGAAUAUUUAUAAAAUCAUUAUAUACUCAGGAUAAUCUGCAACCAGAUGUCAACCUGAAAACUUUGUCCAAACUUAGUGUGAAAGAAUGUUGUAUUGCUAACAGUGGUUCUGAUUGUGCAUCACAUCUUUCAAAGGAUCUUCCGGGAAUUUCCUUGCAAAAUGAAUCCGGAGACUCUAAAGUUCUAAAAGAAGAUGAGCUGCUUCAGGAAGACUAUAAAGUCUAUACUUCUGUACCUUAUUCUAUCAGUAACACAACAGAAAAGACCUGCAGUGUUAGAUCACCAAAUGCUGCAUUAGAUUAUAGUAGAAAAAUUGAUAUGCAAACCACUCAGAAAAUUUUAAUGAAGAAGAGUGUUUGCCUUGACAGACAUUCCUCUGAUGAAGAAAGUGCUCCAGUGUUUGGAAAAGCUAAGUACACAACUCAAAGAAUGAAGCACAGUUCUCAAAAGCAUAAUUCAUCCCAAUUCAAAGAAAGUGGCCACAACAAGUUGAGUAGCCCUAAAAUACAUAUUAAAGAAACUGAACAGUGUGUCAGAGCUUAUAAAACAGCUGAGAAUGAAGAAAGCUGUUUCCCAGAUUCAGCAAAAAGUUCUCUGAGUUCUCUAGAGUGUCAUAAAGAAAACAACUCUGGUACUUGUUUGGAUAGUCCUCUUCCUUUACGCCAGAGAUUAAAACUAAGAUUCCAAAGCACUUGAAAGGAAUUUAAAACAUUUAAGUAUAAAUUAUUAUUUUAGUGCUAUCAGCAAUAGCAGAGACAGAGGGAAGGUAUCUAGUUAAUGCAUAGUAAAAAUUUAAUGUGGUUCUGUAUGUCAUGAAACAGUUGCCAUUUUAAUCAAAAUUGUAAUUUUUAAAAUGUUAACUAAAACCGGUUUUAAAAGAUCCUCUGUAUUGAAAACUUCAGAUAAUAUAUAUUUUU
Molecule: messenger RNA, 3238 nt
Organism: Cebus imitator (Panamanian white-faced capuchin)
Lineage: Eukaryota; Metazoa; Chordata; Mammalia; Primates; Cebidae
Gene: GEN1
Product: GEN1 Holliday junction 5' flap endonuclease
Exons: 14
Coding region: 294-3017 (907 amino acids)
Molecular function (GO): 5'-flap endonuclease activity; four-way junction DNA binding
Source: RefSeq, a predicted model, not a curated record